Entelurus aequoreus (snake pipefish) is the source of this 1507-nucleotide messenger RNA. RefSeq names its product kelch-like protein 20. The transcript is spliced from 8 exons. The record is from RefSeq and is a predicted model, not a curated record. Bases 69 to 1085 code for a protein of 338 amino acids. Gene Ontology annotation, molecular function: protein binding. Lineage: Eukaryota; Metazoa; Chordata; Actinopteri; Syngnathiformes; Syngnathidae.
UACUAAAAGUGUGCGGGCAGACUGGUGGUGCUGGGAAGACGCUGAGCGACUUCUUGAGGAGAUCAAACAUGGGAGUGUGCGAUGAACAAGGGGCGUCCAUCCAGGAGCCACAAUCCAUCCAGGAGCCACAAUCCCAACACAUGGCGAUCAAGGAUGGCUCCGCCCGGCCUCCUCGCCGCAUGUCAGCAGCACCUCAGCAGAGCGAGCUUCCGCCAAACAACGUCUGCGCGGACACAAUGUUUAUGGUGGGUGGAUGGACCAAGGACGACCCCUCAUGUCCGGUGGAGCAGUUCUCUCUUGAGUACAACGAGUGGAGGACAGCAGCUCGCGUGGUCAACCAACGAGGCAACAUGGCCGUAGGCACCCUGGACGGCAAGAUCUACGCUGUGGGUGGAGAGGACAACGUGCGGUGUUACAACAAUGUAGAGAGGUACGACCCAGACACCGACAGCUGGAGUGCAGAUGUAGCACCCUUGAGCAGCCCCCGCAGUGGAGUGUGCGUGGUGGCCAUGGACGGAUACUUGUACGCCAUUGGAGGACAUGAUGGUAUUACUGCCAUGAACACAGUGGAGAGGUACGAUCCAAAAAUGAACGCAUGGAGCAAGCAGGUGCCGAUGCUGACGAGACGCACCAGAGCUGCCGUGGCCAUGUUGGAUGAUCACCUGUAUGUGAUCGGAGGCAACGAUGGAGAUCUGACGCUCAACUCAGUGGAGAAAUACAACCCUGAAGAUGGCAGCUGGUCCAUAUGUGGCCACAUGUCCACUCCCAGAGAGAAUGCGGGCUGCGCCGUGUACCUGGGACACAUCUACGUGGGCGGGGGCAGAGACGACCUGGGUUUGAACCUGUGCACGGUGGAGCGCUUCAACCCGGACACCAUCAGGUGGACUCCCGUCAAGCGCCUGCGGAGCAAGAGGGACAACGCGUCCCUGGUGGUCUAUGACGGAGCUCUGCUGGCCGCCGGGGGCUCCGAUGGUGUGACCGAUUUAAAAACAAUCGAAAUUUACAAUCAUGAGAGCAGCACAUGGAGACACUUUGGAAGCAUGAAGCACAAACAUCCAGGAGGCAGAAUGGCCGUGCUCUGCUGAGCACCAACAAUGCAGCCGGAACUACGUGAGGGAGAGAACAUGGCCUAAUGGAUGUCUGCGUCUCACACCGUGAAUGACACACUUCAGCCCAGCAGCAUAAUGACUCACUAAUUGAAGGGUUUGCUCCAAAAAUGAGCAACAUUAGUAAACUGCUGCUUCACAAUAACUCCACACGUUAAAUUAAAAGACAUUACAGGCUGAAAGCUUUCCUUUUGCUAUUUUUACCACCCCUGCUUGCAUAGAGAAGAAGGGUCUUCUAGAGGUCCAUACAUACAUACAUAGUGUACAUACAUAUACAUAUAUACAUACAUACACACAUGCAUACUGUACAUAUACAUAUACAUAUAUACAUACAUACAUACAUACAUACAUACAAACCCCAAAACCAGUGAAGUUGUCACGUUGUGUAAAUGGUAAAUAAA